Molecule: messenger RNA, 108 nt
Organism: Haemonchus placei
Lineage: Eukaryota; Metazoa; Nematoda; Chromadorea; Rhabditida; Trichostrongylidae
Source: the annotation of a GenBank genome assembly
AUGAGAGGCGACAGAACUCCGAACGCAAGAAAUCCUAGUGGAUACUGGUGGAAUCACUACUCCAAAUUCAAGGUUCGAUACGUUCUCUUAUUCAAACCAAAUUGCUAG